Molecule: messenger RNA, 1440 nt
Organism: Symbiodinium sp. CCMP2456
Lineage: Eukaryota; Dinophyceae; Suessiales; Symbiodiniaceae
Source: the annotation of a GenBank genome assembly
AUGUGGCGCUUGGCGGCAUUUGUGGUGUUCCUCACUUCAUCCCUGGACGUGGUACAAGACGAUGGGUUGAGGGCCGAGUUCCAGCAUCUUUGGAGCAUGGUGGUGAUCAAUCAGCAGUCGCGCAACGUGUCGCAGGGCGAGGCACCCGCCAUCAGACGAGCAUGCCAGUUUGGCGUGAGCCCUGCCACCUUCGACGUGGCCGACUGGAUGCUGAGCUUCGCAGACCCUCCUCUCGAGGAGCUGGAAAUCAUCGAUGUGCUAGACUCGGGAGGAGGAAUGUUGGCGCUGGCCUCCGAGUUGCAGCGUCGCUUUGGGAGACGCGUGCGGCUUGCUGGAGGCCAUGGGAAAUGGCAGAGGCCGCCGCUACCGAUGUCGCGGACGGAGCAGGAACAUGGCGGUAUUUGCGACCUCGUGCUGUUCUCCAAAGUCUCUACGCGCUUCACCCUGGAGCGCAUGAUGGACCGGGUAGGCAGCCAUGUGGUGACCAUCUGGGCAUCCGAUGAGUGCAUUAGCGAGACCACAGAGGUUGCCAGCCCAGCAUGUGCUCAUCUCAACACGUUCUGGGAGCGAACGUACCUCAUGAUGCGGGGGUAUUGCCUCGGCAGGAUCUGUGCCUCCAGAGUCCUCAAAAGCAUUCUUCAAGAUCCCAACGUGUUGGAGCUUCGCUGCGAUGAGUUUCGAACAGAGCAGGGCUCGAACGCCUCGAUCUCCGAGUUUGGCCAAGACUGGUUCAUUCUCCGAAACUUUCUGGGCCUUGAUGCGAACGGCAUUUACGUGGAUGUCGGGGCAUCUCUUCCCUUUGACUACAGCAACACGGUGAUGCUGGACCGUUGCCUUGGCUGGCAGGGGCUUUGCGUUGAGCCCAACCCUCAACUUAGCUUUAUUCUCGAGGCUUACCGAUCCUGCCAAGUCUUUACGAAUUGCGUUGACGAGGCUGGCCUCACUGGGCGGCCCUUUGCUGACCGGGACGGCAAAGUGGAGUUCCAUGCGGACUGCCUGACGCUGACCGAGAUUUUACGUGAAGGUGGGCUGUCUGGCCGGCGCAUCGACCUGCUCAGCAUCGACGUCGAACAUCAGGAGUUGGCAGUUUUGAGGGGUCUGUCCUUCGAAGAGUUUGAUAUCCGCAUUAUCGUCGUUGAAGUGACACGAGGAGCUCGAUGGCUGGAGGUGGACUCAAUCCUGCUGCCGAAGGGAUAUGCCAAAGUCGCAGUGCUCGGACGAGACGUCGUCUACGUCAGGCUAGAGGAGCUGCAGCAUCAAGGAGAUGACUGGCCCCUCUUCGGCAAGCUGGGCUCUGCGAAGGCCGUCUUGCCACCUGGAUGGGCUGAGUUUCAUCAACGUGUGCUGGACGAGGAGAUGGAGGAGGAGAUGCGGCAGGAGCGCCAUGCGUUCUAUGCAGGUCUGAGGCGCACAAAGCCUGCGCCGCUGGAUCCAGCCUAG